UUCCACAGGAACAGGACAGAACAGUUCAAGGAGAGCUUGUGUAAGACGAUGUUGAAAUUUGGUGAAUUUUUCUCAUCUUAUUUUGAUCCUUUGUUAAGGUGGAGAGAAGAACGGCUUACCUUUUCGUCUAAAGCCUCAUUUUUCUUGGAUUCUAACUAACGUGGAUAGAGCUCACCACCUGCUCUAACAUCAGGCUUUAUGCUGAUGAAAGUACGUUAUGACCCUAAUUACAAUCCUCAUUUAUUCCUUUUAUUUGAAGCUCAGUUAAAAAUGCAACACAACCAAAAUAUGGGACUCUGGCACUGCCUACAAAUAACAAAGGAGAAAAUCCUUAGAAACAAGGGAUAUUUGCAAAGGAAAACAAGAGGAGAGUCUGCAACUCUUUCCUCGGGGCUGACGCCGGACCUUUGGGGUUUACAACCGAGCCGAUCUUAGGGAAGGCGGAGGAUCGUGCCCUCGGUGGGAGGUGUGGAGCAGGACCUCCUAGGAAGGAUCCACCGCGAUCGCACCCUUUCAGCGACCGAGAAGGAAAUCAAAUGUGGCCAAGGAUAAUUUUUUUCUGAAGAGUCUCUGAGUUAAAGGAAGAUUUAUAAUGAUAAAGAACAUUUAUGUUUGUGAUAGGUGCAGUCAUUUGGGACAAAGGCAGAUAUCAUCUUUAUUUUGAAACAGACAAUUGAAUGCUCCAUCUCUACAUCUAGUGUCCUAACAUUGGUUCUUUAGAAAAGAUUAUAGCCUCAUUAAUUUUCUUAUGACUUGGGUCAAUAGACUUUGUUAAAAUUCAAUACCAUGGUGAAGAAUGCAUUAAUAUUAAUUGCCCACAUUUUUUAAAAAUAUAUGAAAUAAUAGGAAGCAGGCAGCCAAGAACUAUAGGGUCUCAUAAUGCGAUUUACAAAAUGGAAUUUUGUGAUGUUAGUUCUUGGCAGUGUAAUCUAUAUGGCUGAUUUAAUAGUGGAUAUCUGGGUGUCUGUAAAUUUUUUCUAUGAAGGACAGCAUAUUUUUGGUAUUUUAACAGUGAGCUUUGUGCUCAUUGCAGCAGGGGUGGUCCAAUGUUUUAGUUUUAUAUGGUACAAGGAAGAUUUUCAGAAAACAGGUCAGAAAGGGCUGAGUUGCAGUCUUCUAAUUCAUUGCUUUCAGGGAGGAAUUUUUACAAGGUAUUGGUUUGCUUUGAGAAAGGAAUACUGUUUGGCUUUCCAAUGCAGCAGCUCAAAUGACCUCUCUGGUGUGCCUGCCUUGACACAAGACCCCACAGACUUCUCCACCUCCAAUAGAGAAGACCCACAUCAAAAAGUAAUAAAUGAAGUGGCUGACUUGAGUAUGCUCAGGCUAUUUGAAAUAUACCUGGAGGCCUCCCCACAGCUCAUGAUUCAGCUCUAUGUCCUGAUGGAAUUUGGUCCAGCUGGCUUCAGUCAAGUUGCUGCUGUUGUGAUCUCUUGCUGUGCUAUUUCCUGGUCAACCGUUGAUUAUCACAUCACCCUAAGAAAAUCUUUACCUGAUAAAAAGCUCCUCAAUGGAGCAUGUCCCAGAUUGAUGUACCUCCUAUAUAAGCUAUUAACAUUUGUAUCUUGGGUACUCAGUGUCUCUCUUUUAACUGUGCUAAAUGUUAAUUUGGGCUUAAUUCUGCUGUUUAUCUUUUGGUUGUCAGGCAUAACAUGGGCUUUUAAACAGAAAACUACAUUUUGUACCUCCAAAGGUAUGGAAAUUUUAUACAGAAUAGUUGUUGGAUUCAUUCUUAUUUUUACUUUUUUUAAUGUUAAAGGAGAAAAUACAAAACUCCCUAUGUCUGCUUAUUAUAUUAUGAGGGUGCUGGUCACAUUGGGAAUCUUGGCUAUGUUUUGGUUCUGCAUGCCACCUGACGAACAUCAAUACUUCUUCAGAGCUGUCACCAUCAUCAUAGUUGGGGCUCUUCUGCUUGGAAUUCUUUUUCUUAUUGUUUAUUACACUUCAUUUCACCCCAACAGAAGUGAAGAAAAGAAAGUAUUUGAUGAAUUAGAUGGAAGGACAUCACCAAGAGCCUGUAGAAUAAGACAUUUCCUAAUGCAAUGACUAUAUUCAGUUAUCCAUUUCUGGGAUGUGUUUGAAUAGUUUGUAUUUCAGGGUUUUCAGGAGUUCCCAGGGAGGGGAAUUAACCAUGCUUUGUUUCACUUUGAGAGUUAUGAGGAAGUAAUAGUAAUGUUCUAGUCUAAACCACACUUGGGAGGGGAAGUAUGGUGGAAACAACUUAAUUGUCUAUCCAAGGCCUAGUCAUCACCAGGCACCUACUGCUUAGUCAACCCUGUUGGUCUUAUCCUGGAAGGACUUUCCAACAGAAGUGUUUACAGAAACUGGCAUGUUAUCUUUAGAAUUGUUUACUGUAAGAGUUUGUAUUUCAUAGUAAGUGAAGCUAAUAAAUGUGAAGCA
Molecule: messenger RNA, 2397 nt
Organism: Phascolarctos cinereus (koala)
Lineage: Eukaryota; Metazoa; Chordata; Mammalia; Diprotodontia; Phascolarctidae
Source: RefSeq, a predicted model, not a curated record